AUGUUUGUCGGUAGUGAGGCUAAGAAGCGCGUGACACAGGGAAAGGGCGGCAGCGGCGCCGUUGUAAGGUUUACACUUGUUGUGGCCGCCGGUUUCUUUUCUGUUCCAUUUAUUGCACACUAUACGAAAGGGACAAACUUGACUGCUCAGAAGGACCCACUCAACGCAUCACAGACUCGACGCGGAGCUUACGCAAAUAGCGGCUCUUGUGACGCUGGCGCCGAUCCAAAUUGGGAUUUAUCGACGGGCACGUAUAGAGGCCGACGAGGACCGAGGGUUACAGAAUCCAAGCACGUGGGCAAUAGAUAA
Molecule: messenger RNA, 309 nt
Organism: Peronospora belbahrii
Lineage: Eukaryota; Oomycota; Peronosporomycetes; Peronosporales; Peronosporaceae
Source: the annotation of a GenBank genome assembly